AUGAGCGGCUUGGUCAAAAAGAAAUUGGCCACCUACCUAGAGACACGCAACGAUCUCCAGACCCAGUACAAGACCCUAUUGAGUAGGGCUGGCGCAGGGUCAGACUCCGCUCUCGCCAGUCUCUAUGAGUUUGACCAGCUCAACUACUCGUACCAGGCGCUCAAGCUGUACUACGAGGUGUCGAAAAGCAAAUGGGAUCUGGACUACCGCAAUUUGUUGGAGGACUUGGCGUCUGUGAACCUACGGAUCGAGUCGAGGCUCCCCAUCCGCGAGCUUUGUGGUGAGAUGCCCGAGUUGUCGCGAUUGCGCCGUGAAUUUCGGGAAAACGCCCGCGAGGCCGGCAAACUCGCGCAUAUGAUGAUAUCGUCGUCGGCCGCUUUGCGUGAUUUGGCCUCGGUGAUGGCUGAGAUCUCUGCCUUGACAAGCAUGUCACCUACCCCCAGCACAACUCCUGGUGCGGAGUCCAAGAACAAUUCCACGAAAGGAAAAGCCCGUAAAAAAUCUACACAUUGGAGAAUUGCCCGGCGCCUCCAGGAGACAUCUCUGAAGCAGGGCGUUGUUGCACCGGAUGAAAGCCUUGGUACAAACAAGGCUAGUAGUCCCGCAAGUGCAAGUGACAGUCCGGCUUCUGGUAAGCCCGUCGUCCAAGAACCCAGCCCUUCAGUUCUAGAUCUCCCCAUAAAUGUCGACGCAUUUCAUUUGCAGAGCUCUGACAGCGCGACCCCAGAACAGAGACAGCCUCAGGCGACAAUCCCUGCAAAGGAGCCAGCAAAAAAAGCGAUUUCUAUACUGGAUGCUGCUUAUAUCUCCUCGGCUAGCUCGCGCGAUGCUUCUCCAAUGCCUGUCCUGAAACCUGGCGGACCCCAAACGAGAAAAAGACCCUCACCUCCAACGGCUAAUAUACUGCAAAACAAUCUGAAGAGACUUUCAAGUGAGAGUGGGAUUUACUCAUUGAAUGAUUGGUCACGCGAACACGUACGCUGUCUCAUUGUUGCCCUAGUCCAGGACCAAAACGGCUCGAACCCAGAUACUGCGAUUCAAAAAGCUUUUCAGGAAAAGUUUGGCGUGGAAUUGAGCCCUGAGGAAGCGCACACUCUCAGGAUACACUACGGCCUCGCAGACGUGUCUAUGAGCAGCUACAAAUAUAUGAACCAAACGUUCCAGCUGUUGGCCACGUCUUACUAUGACCAUCUGUCAAAUUAUGUGGGAAUCCCAUGGGCAGAUAUGCGUCUUCAGUUCGGCAGAAAGGUGAAUGCCAUUCUACCAGAUUGGGAGAUCAAAAGCCGAUACUAUCUCUUUCUUCUUCAUAGACGUGUUUAUGGUCGUCUAGGAGAACCCUCUUCGGACUAUGCAGACUUAGUAGCUGGCUACCAUAAACUUGUCAACCCCAAUUUGAAGUCUCUGCUGUACAGUACAGCGCUCAAUCAUGAACUGAAACACACUAAAAGCAUUCCUGUAGCAGAGCUACCAAACGCAACCAGGCUUGAUCACUUGCCGGGUCUCAAUUUCAGAACUCCAGACACAUCGACCCAAACGGCCCCAAUAGUCGAAACUCAAUGGAAUCCGGAACAUCUCGAGGCCUUAAUAGAAGGUGAGAUCAAUGUUCCAGAAAACGCAGUGAAUCGGAUGGCAGUGCUCAUGCACUACAUCAAGCUCACAGCUGGUAAAAAAUUCACUUUGGAAGAGAUUGAAAAACGUAGAGCAGAGCAGGAUGUUGUUUCUGCUGUUCUACAGCGCAAACACCCAACGCUUGUUGAUGUUGAAAAAGAAAGAACGACAAGGUCCAAAAUCCCCAUUCAAGUUUUCAGCAAAACUCGACCAAGCUCAGCUGGGAAAGACUCGGCGAACAAUUUUGACAUUUUGCUCGCUGACAUAUCAUCUCUGGUCCAAGAAGAUUCAUAUUACGAGGCGAAGAUUCCUUCAAGUAUAAUCACAGGCUUUUGGGAUUUUGAAAAGACCAAAUCACUUAUGUCAACAGUUGAAUACAUAAGCCGUAUUCCCGCUGAGACACCAAAUAUCACAAUGAAGGUAGCCAGGCUCAACAUGGUGAAGAUAAUCAUGUUGAGAUUGCUUAGAUUGUUUCAGAUUAAAGUAAAGCCGGACUUAGUGGAACAACGUCUCAAAAAAAUGAUGGAAGUGGAUGUCUUUGACGAGGCUCUGUGUCGCUUAAUCAACGAGCAUUUCGAAAAUCUAACCUGA
This is a messenger RNA of Australozyma saopauloensis, 2199 nucleotides long. RefSeq lists its product as uncharacterized. The coding region runs from base 1 to 2199 and encodes 732 amino acids. The transcript has a single exon. The record is from RefSeq and is a predicted model, not a curated record. NCBI's taxonomy places the organism in Eukaryota, Fungi, Ascomycota, Pichiomycetes, Serinales, Metschnikowiaceae.